Messenger RNA from Ailuropoda melanoleuca (giant panda), 409 nucleotides. RefSeq names its product protein S100-A9. Gene Ontology annotation, molecular function: calcium-dependent protein binding; calcium ion binding. Gene Ontology annotation, biological process: neutrophil aggregation; peptidyl-cysteine S-nitrosylation; leukocyte migration involved in inflammatory response. Gene Ontology annotation, cellular component: extracellular exosome; nucleus; cytoplasm. The transcript has a single exon. The record is from RefSeq and is a predicted model, not a curated record. NCBI's taxonomy places the organism in Eukaryota, Metazoa, Chordata, Mammalia, Carnivora, Ursidae. Bases 17 to 409 code for a protein of 130 amino acids.
CUUGGAGCGCAGGAAGAUGGCGGACCAGAUGUCACAGCUGGAAUGCAGCAUCCAGACCAUCAUCAACAUCUUUCACCAGUACUCUGUGCAGCUAGGGCACCCGGACACACUCAACCAGAAAGAACUGAAACAGCUUGUGAAAAAGGAGCUGCCAAACUUCCUCAAGAAGCAGCAGAAGAAUGACAAUGCCAUAAACAAGAUCAUGGAGGACCUGGACACAAAUGGAGACAAGCAGCUGAACUUCGAGGAGUUCUCCAUCCUAGUGGGCAGGCUGACGGUAGCCUCUCACAAGGAGAUACACAAGAAUGCCCCUGAAGGAGAAGGCCACAGCCACGGGCCAGGCUUUGGAGAGAGUGGCCAGGGCCACUGCCAUAGCCACGGUGGACAUGGCCAUGGCCACAGCCACUAA